AUGAUACCUCCUAUCCAUCUGGGUGUCGACCUUGACGCUUCUCCCAAGGAAGCCACCCCUUCACAGAGCAAGCGAAAACGACCGAACAACAAGGAAAAGGAGCAAAGCAAAAAACGCGAGCCCCUGGUACUCAAUUGGGACUGGGGGGCUUUGAAGGUCGAGAACGAGGCCAGUAGUAGUAACGUCGCCAUUACUAGCACCCAGAACGAGGUCAUCGAAAUAACCUCUUCAGAGGAAGAAAGCCCUCCAAAACGAAAGAAGCCCAAGAGUUCGGAUUUCCGGCAUGAACUCAAAAUUCUGAAAUCCGAGAAAGCUGUCGUUGAUAAAAACUACCAAGAGCUUCAAAACUGCUUCCGUGCCCUUACUGAAAGUCACGAGAAGGCCAAGGCAGAGCUGGAAAAACUGGGGAUUCCGGCUAUCACGCAACUCAUCAAAUGCGAUGUCUGCCAGGGAUACAUGCAAAACCCGACCGUCGUCACUGAAUGCGGUCACACAUUCUGCCAGGCCUGUCUCCACGAGUGGUUCAGUAUCGCGAGGGCCAGGCGCUGGGAGGAUGAGGGAUGGGUUAGCCCCCCUGAAUAUACAUGCCCAUUGUGCCGGAGGGUAGUCCAUAGGCGGCCUACUGUAGUCUACGCCUUGAAGGAGAUAGUCUCCUCCACAAUGAGGGAGAUACUCAACAAUCCGAACGUUCGAGAGCCUGAAAAGAUGGAGGCAAAAGAUCACCACCAUGCGGUUGUCCCAUUGGCCACAAACAGGGAGCAUUGGGAGGAGUUUUUCCCGUUCAGGUUCUAG
Messenger RNA from Marasmius oreades (fairy-ring Marasmius), 792 nucleotides. RefSeq lists its product as uncharacterized. The transcript is spliced from 5 exons. The coding region runs from base 1 to 792 and encodes 263 amino acids. The record is from RefSeq and is a predicted model, not a curated record. NCBI's taxonomy places the organism in Eukaryota, Fungi, Basidiomycota, Agaricomycetes, Agaricales, Marasmiaceae.